AAUAAUUUUAAUGCUAGUGUGAUAUGUUGACCAAUUUGGGUUCAAUCUCUUCCCUUGAACCCCAUCACCAUUUUAAUGCCUAAGGCCAGAAAGAGAACAAGAAAUGGCAAAAGCUAGCCUUUUCUUCAGCUUCUGUUCUACACUAAUGGCUGCAGUAUUUGCUUAUUCUGCAUCUGUCCAGUUAAACGACCUUGAUUGGUACUUUUGGUUCCCCCUCUAUGCUUGUGCUUCUCUUGUGAAUUUAGUGAAUUGGGCAAUCUCCUCAAAGACAAUAGUCAGGCAAAUUGCAAAGGUGACAAUAUUGCUAGGUAUAUUCUUGUUUUUGAAGGUUGUAAUAGAAGGUUUUGUAAGUGGAAAAACUGGUUUCUGGUCGUUAGAUUUGAGUGAGAGAGUUGCUAGAGAGAAAACUGGUAGUGGGUUAGUUAUAAUUUCCUUGAUUUUGCAUUUGGAAGCAUCAUCUGAGCCAAAACAAUCCAGUUCAAGAAAGGAUGGGAAUAAAAAGGGAUUCCCAACAUGUGUUGAAUAUGGUAUGGCAAUCUUGGUGACCUUCAGUUUUGGACUUCCCUUCAUCUUCUUCGUAGUUAAAAAUGGAGAAAUGAGAUUUGAUCAGGGCAUUCUUGAAAAAUAGGAUAUCAAUUUGCUUUAAUGUUACACAAAUGUAUUAAGUCC
Ricinus communis (castor bean) is the source of this 669-nucleotide messenger RNA. RefSeq lists its product as uncharacterized. The record is from RefSeq and is a predicted model, not a curated record. The transcript has 3 exons. Bases 104 to 628 code for a protein of 174 amino acids. Lineage: Eukaryota; Viridiplantae; Streptophyta; Magnoliopsida; Malpighiales; Euphorbiaceae.